Messenger RNA from Tachyglossus aculeatus (Australian echidna), 1481 nucleotides. RefSeq names its product BPI fold-containing family B member 1-like. Bases 1 to 1458 code for a protein of 485 amino acids. The record is from RefSeq and is a predicted model, not a curated record. The transcript is spliced from 15 exons. Gene Ontology annotation, molecular function: lipid binding. Lineage: Eukaryota; Metazoa; Chordata; Mammalia; Monotremata; Tachyglossidae.
AUGAUUUUUCCAAUCUGCGGUCUCACCUUCCUCUGGGGUCUGCUCUCCGGAACCGCGGCACAAACGAUCCCUGAUGUCCUGGUUGCCAAGGCCGUGCCACCCAACACCCAGGCCAUUCUGAACCUCGGGCCCGAUGUCCUGAAAGAAGCUUUCUCUCAGGUCCUCAAAGACCGCAACGCUGUGAAGACCCUCGAAGACCUUCCUCUCCUCAGCGCCAUGGAGAACGCCGAAUCCCAAGGCUUCUUUGGCAGCCUGGUGAGCAGCAUCUUAAAGCAGAUCGUUUGGAUGAAGGUCACCAACGCGGACAUCCUCCCUCUUCAGCUGGAGAAGUCCGAGGAUGGUCAAGGCCUCACCAUGAAGAUUCCCCUCGAAUUGGUGGCCGGAAUAAAAACGCCGCUGUCGUGGAAGGUGAUCGAGCUGCACAUUGUGCUAGACGUUGUGGCGGAGGUGCGAAUGGGCCCCGACGGGGCGGGCCGCAGCCGCCUGCUGCCGGGGCCCUGCGCCGCCGGCAGGGGGAGCCUCAGCGUCCGACUCCUCGACAAGAUCUCGUUCAUGGUCAGUCUGUUCGCCGACAAGGUCAUCGACACCCUGCUUCCCGCCUUUCCUCAACUGGUCAAAAAGCAGCUUUGUCCUGUCAUCAGUGAAGCACUGAACGAUUUGAGUGCCAAACUACUGAGUUCCGUAAAAGUCCCCGUGCCGGUCGGAUCCAGCGACCUUGAGUUCGAGGUGUUGUCUUCCACGAUCGUGGAUAAAGGAGUUCAGAUUACUCUGGGGGCCUUGCUGACGGAUGGGAAAGGACUGGUGAAUCGGAUGUCGAAUCCGUCCGGCGGGACGUUACCCAUUCCCCAGAUGGGUCAAUCCACCAUCAACAUGGUAGUGGGAGAAGACGUCGUCAACGGGGUCCUGGGGGUCACCCUGCCCCCCGAGACUUAUUCCGUCCGCAUCAACUCCGUGCUUCCUGAUCUGGGGCAGCGGCUCAAGUCGGAACUGAUCAAAACGAACCCCGAGACUGCCAAAAGCCUCACCCAGUCCGAAAUCCUGAAGGUCACAACGCAAGAGGCCCCGGUGAUCUCACUGAAGGAUGGCAGUGCCAACGUGGCCCAGCUGAACCUGAUUGAGCUGUUCACCAACAGCCAGGCGGUUCGCCCUCUUUUCACACUGGGAGUGGAGUCCAGCUCCGAGGGCCGGUUCUUCACUGAUGAAGACAAGAUUAAACUCAAUUUAAAAGGAAUCAAGUCUGAUCGGAUCCAUCUGAUUAAAUCCAACAUCGGCCUGUUCAAGACGGACCCGCUGAAAAACCUGGUCGAUGAAAUCCUCACCACCGUGCUCCUUCCCACGCAGAACGGCAAAAUAGGGAGUGGAAUUCCCACCGAGCCCGUGAAGCGCCUGGGCUAUGAGAAGCUCAAAAUCUUCCCCGUUGACGGUGCUCUCCUGGUGACUCCAGCUUCCCUAACCUAACGCCACGGGCCAUCUCUUCCCUC